Mesorhabditis spiculigera is the source of this 819-nucleotide messenger RNA. The record is from the annotation of a GenBank genome assembly. NCBI's taxonomy places the organism in Eukaryota, Metazoa, Nematoda, Chromadorea, Rhabditida, Rhabditidae.
AUGAAUUCGGUGGUGGGUGGAGUGGCGGUAUUUGCGGGUAUUAUGGCCCUAUUCGUUACAAGAAAUGAGCCUCCAACCCCUGUUUCUGCUUCGAAAGAAGAUAUUCUCCCUCCACCACCCUUCCUUCAGGGAGUGAAGCGUUGCCUAAAGUCUCGUCGUUUCGUCAUUUUGGCAUGUUCACUUGGUGGUGGGGUUGGGCUAUUUAAUGCCCUUUAUAACAAUCUACAACCGGCAUUGUGUUUAAAGGGUUAUUCGGAGACAUUUUCCGGUGGAAUGGGAUCGUUAUUGAUUGUUUCUGGAUUGGUUGGAGCUGCUGUUUCUGGGAUUAUCGUCGAUAAGACUGGGAAAUUCGAGCAAGUCAUGAAGAUCUCGUUUGCCAUUGCCGGCUUAGCUGGUUGUAGUUUAUCAAUCGCAAUCAACUAUGAGAACCAACCGUGGUGGGUCGUCGCCUCGAUCUGUGGUUUUGGCUGUUUCGGCUUUGCCAUCUAUCCAAUUGGACUGGAAUUAGGAGUGGAAUGUACAUAUCCAGUGGCUGAAGCCACAUCAACUGGGCUUAUUAUUAUGAUUGGCCAAAUCCUGGGUGUAAUCUUUGUGGUGACAACAAAUCUGGCGAAUGGCACCCCAUCCCCUCGAGAAUUGGCCAUACAAACAUGUGUCACGCAUAAUGAAGAUAUGGAUACGGUACUCACGUGGAAAUACCCAUUCAUCAUUUGGAAUGGAUUUGUGACAAUCGGGAUCGCGACGUUUCUGGCAAUAUUCUGGCCACGAUAUAAGAGAAGAGCAUAUGAAGCACAGAGGAAACAGAUACAGAUGGAGAAA